Messenger RNA from Cercospora beticola, 2834 nucleotides. RefSeq lists its product as uncharacterized. Gene Ontology annotation, cellular component: endoplasmic reticulum; lipid droplet; plasma membrane. Lineage: Eukaryota; Fungi; Ascomycota; Dothideomycetes; Mycosphaerellales; Mycosphaerellaceae. The record is from RefSeq and is a predicted model, not a curated record. Gene Ontology annotation, biological process: long-chain fatty-acyl-CoA metabolic process; long-chain fatty acid metabolic process. Gene Ontology annotation, molecular function: long-chain fatty acid-CoA ligase activity.
AGAAGUAGCGGGCCAGUGGUUUAUAUUCAGCAGGCGACACCCUCGAACAGAGUUGAAUUGCGAAUUAACAUUCAGCGAACUCUCCUACCCCAAAAGAGGCGUCGCUGGGGUUGACUUGGCGUGGAGUGGAGAGGGUUGAGGUCAUUGCAUGUUCAGCAUCUCACAAGAGCUCCAAGACCUUAGCACCGUAAGCCACACUCCCGGACAGCCACCACUCUUGGAUCCGAGCCUGUCCAUCCCCCUCUAGUGAAUGUCGUUUGAUUGCCUAGCAUACUCCAACUCUCGCGCCUCCUGGCCUACAAAUACCGCCGAUCCCCACCGCCUCGCUCACGCCGCCGCCAUGACCGACCAAAACGCUGGCAUCAUGGCUCGCAAGGACCUCAGGACGCUGGUGCCCCAGCCCAAAAUGUACAAGAAGCCACCUUUCACCGCUGAGGUGCAGGGCGCGGAGAAGAAGGAGGGCGAGACAGUGCCACGCCGAAACGUGCGGACAAAAGACCAGCUCAAGAGCACGCCCGAGGAGGGCGUCAACACCAUCUUCGAUAUCCUCAAGCGUUCGAGCCAGAAGUAUGGCAACGCGAAGGCGCUCGGCAAGAGAAAGCUCAUCAAGCUGCACGAGGAGAACAAGAAGGUGAAGAAGACCAUCGAUGGCGUGGAGAAAGAGGUCGAUAAGAAGUGGACAUACUACGAGCUGUCGCAGUAUGAGUUCAUGUCCUUCACCGAAUAUGAACAGCUCGCGCUCAACGUCGGCUGCGGUUUCCGUGCCCUGGGCAUGAACCCGCAGGACCGCGUGCACAUCUUCGCGGCUACACAUCCAUACUGGCUGGCCACCGCUCACGGAGCACAAAGUCAGAGCAUGCCGAUCGUCACCGCCUACGAUACGCUUGGAGAGGAGGGUCUCAAGCACUCCCUUCAGCAGACACACGCGAAGGCCAUCUUCCUUGACCCUCACCUCCUGGUCAAGCUCAUCAAGCCACUGCAAGAGACGAAGGACAUCCAGCACGUCAUCUACAACGAUGAUAACUCGCCCACAAGACAAGUCACCGAUGAGCAGACCAAGGAGAACGUGCAGAAGUUGAAGGAAGCUCACCCACACCUGACCGUGAACAGUUUCACUGAGUUCAUCGAGCUCGGCAAGCAGAACAAGGUCGAGCCUACUCCACCAUCUCCAGAUGAUCUCUGCUGCAUCAUGUACACUUCCGGCUCCACUGGCGCACCAAAGGGUGUGCUUUUGACGCACAAGAACGUGAUCGCUGCUAUCGCUGGUGUGGAUGUCAUUGUUGGUCCAUACUUGGGCCCCGGCGACGGCCUUCUGACCUACCUUCCUCUUGCGCACAUUCUCGAGUUCGUCUUUGAAUCCGCCUGUCUGUACUGGGGUGGCUCCAUGGGUUACGGUAACCCAAAGACCAUUUCCGACGCGUCCAUGCGCAACUGCCGAGGCGACAUUGCAGAAUUCAAGCCAAGUAUCUUGGUUGGUGUUCCAGCGGUAUGGGAAACUGUUAAGAAGGGUAUCAUGACCAAGGUGGAGAAACUCAACCCAGUCUCCAAGAACUUGUUCUGGGGCGCUAUGAGCGCCAAGAGCUUCAUGAUGAACAACUCGAGUUACCUUCCGCUCUCCAGCGUCGGCACCAAUAUUGUGGACAACGUUGUUUUCAAGAAGGUCGCCGAAGCCACCGGAGGCAAGCUCCGUAUUUGCAUGAACGGAGGCGGACCGGUCGCCAAGGAGACUCAGCGCUUCAUCUCCAUGUGCAUCGCCCCGAUGAUUUCUGGCUACGGCUUGACCGAAACUGCAGCCAUGGGCGCGCUCAUGGAUCCUCUGUCGUGGAACGAUACCGCACUCGGCGAGAUCCCAGGCUCCGUCGAAGUCAAGCUUGUGGACUUCCCAGACGCAGGCUACUUUGCCAAGAACAACCCACCUCAGGGUGAGAUCUGGAUUCGUGGCGCGUCCGUCACUUCCGGAUACCUCGACCUUCCGAAGGAGACGGAAGAGUCUUUCACGAGCGACGGCUGGUUCAAGACUGGUGACAUUGGCGAGUUCGACAGCUACGGACAGCUCAAGAUCAUCGAUCGCAAGAAGAACUUGGUCAAGACGCUCAAUGGUGAAUACAUUGCACUGGAAAAGCUGGAAUCUGUCUACCGAUCCACAAAGAUCGUCCAGAACAUCUGUGUCUAUGCUGCGCAGGACAAGAAUAAGCCAAUUGCUAUCGUUGUCCCAGCCGAGCCCGCUCUGAAGCAGCUCGCCAGCGACAAUGGCAUCGAGGGCAACGGCCUGGAAGAUCUCUGCCACAACAAGAAGAUCAACAACCUCGUCCUGAAGGCUAUGCAGGACACUGGCAGGAAGCAAGGUCUGGCCGGAAUUGAGAUCAUUGAGGGUGUUGUUCUCGCAGAUGAGGAGUGGACCCCACAGAAUCAACUCGUCACUUCCGCCCAGAAGCUCAACCGCAAGGGCAUCAUGGAGAAGUAUCAGAAGGAGAUCAAGCAGGCGUACGGCUCUUAGGCUGUGUGCCCAACGAUCGAUCUCAAAACGAACAUAUGAUACCCAGCCUGAAGUAUACGCGCCUUGCGAUGACGAUGCGACGAUGAGAAAACCACAUUUGAUGAGUGUGCUGCACGAUCGGAACAUUCGAGAUGAAGAACACUUUUGAAACACUCUCGGGGGCUUGACUUUGAAUUGAGGCGUUUGUGCUCAGGCAAGCUUUGUACUGUGUAAUUAUGGAUUUUUAACCUUUUGAUUGUUGAAGCGGAAGAUGAAAUUUUAUGAUUGAGGUGUUUUCUGACUUCACGAAUUGCUUCCUUCUCAACUAUUCCGACCUUCACGCAACCUAUCUCCUUCC